Molecule: messenger RNA, 2607 nt
Organism: Rhagoletis zephyria (snowberry fruit fly)
Lineage: Eukaryota; Metazoa; Arthropoda; Insecta; Diptera; Tephritidae
Biological process (GO): telomere maintenance; DNA repair
Molecular function (GO): DNA helicase activity
Source: RefSeq, a predicted model, not a curated record
CAAUGUGAUCCAAUUUUGCACGAUUUGGUAGUGAAACACAUGAUACAUGGACCAUGUGGAUCUUUAAGCCCUAACUCUCCGUGUAUGAACGAGCACCGUUGUGCAAAAAAGUAUCCUAAAGCUUUUCAAGAUAACACGUCCUGUGGAGAUGACGGAUAUCCAAAAUAUCGCCGUUUAUCCCCAACAGAGGGAGGUCAAACCGCAUCGCUGCGUAACUACAGUGUUGAUAAUAGCUGGGUGAUACCAUAUAACCCUGUAUUAUUAAAAGCUUUUAUUGCCGAUAUCAAUGUUGAGCUUUGUAGCUCUAUUAAGUCCAUUAAAUAUGUGUGUAAAUACAUAAAUAAGGGCAGCGAUCAAGCAACUUUUACGAUAAAUUCGAAAGAUGAAAUUCAAGAAUUUCAAUCUGGAAGAUACAUAUGCACGUCGGAAGCUCUGUGGAGAAUUUUCUCUUUUGAUAUCCAUGGUCGUCAUCCUACUAUUACUCAUCUAGCAGUUCAUUUAGAAAACGGCCAAAGGGUUUAUUUCAACGAAAACAACGUAAAUGAUAUUGUUAACAAUCCAACAGAUACGACUUUAACGGCUUUUUUUAAGCUAUGUGCGGAUGAUGAAUUUUCCAAAACUAUUACUUAUGACAAAGUCCCUGCUUAUUAUACGUGGAAUGGAUCUGCAAAAAAGUUCCAACGUAAGAAAAUAGGUACCCCUGUUCAGGGUUACGAAAACUUGAAAAAAUCAGACGCUUUGGGUAGAGUUUAUGUUGUACAUCCCAAUAAUAGUGAAUGUUUUUACCUAAGGAUGCUUUUACAUAAAGUCAAAGGCCCAACUUCCUUCCACUUUUUGAGAACUGUUCAAGGUACAACCUUGAGUUCCUACCAAGCAGCCUGUAAAGCUUUGGGUAUGUUGGAAGAUGAUUCACAUUGGGAACAAACACUACUGGAAGCAGUAGUUAGUACUUCGUCCAUUUCGAUGCGAUAUUUAUUUGCUAUAAUUUUAUCAUUUUGUCAAGUUUCCGACGCUGUUGAGCUUUGGAAUAAAUUUAAAGAAAGCAUGUCAGAAGACAUAUUGCAAAGAAAAAGAAGAGAAGCUGGUAACCGAAAUUUGGAUUACAAUCAAUUAAUUUUUGAUGAAUCUUUGUGCGAACUUAACAAAAUUGUAAUUUCUCUUUGCGGUAAAACAGUUGCCGAUUUUUCACUUGCAUUGAUAACUGACGCCAACACUAUCCAUAAUACGAUUUAUGCGAGAGAAAAAUCGUAUGAUCAACACAAACUACUUGAAAUUGUUAGACAAAAUGAAGAUAAGCUUAAUUCAGAACAAAAAAGUAUAUAUAAUUCAGUUUCGAGUUCUGUUUUUAAUCAUGAAGGCAAAAUAUUCUUUCUUGAUGCCCCUGGGGGUACAGGAAAAACCUUUCUUAUUAAUUUACUGCUGGCAAAAAUUCGAUCUUCAGGGGAAAUCGCAUUAGCUGUUGCAUCCUCAGGCAUAGCAGCAACUCUUCUCGACGGCGGAAGAACUGCUCAUUCAAUGUUUAAGAUUCCACUUAAUGUAACUGAGGAAAUAAGUAGUAUAUGCAACAUUCCUAAACAAAGCAGUACGGCUAAGCUGAUGCAAGAGUGUUCGCUUAUAGUUUGGGAUGAAGCUACAAUGGCCCACAAGUCAGGAGUGGAUGCUUUAGACAAAACAUUGCAAGACUUACGCAACAAAUUUUCGCCUAUGGGAGGAUGCACAGUACUAUUUUCUGGCGAUUUUCGUCAAAUUUUGCCCGUGGUUUCUAGGGGAACAAGGGCAGAUGAAGUAAAAGCGUGCUUGAAAAGAUCGCAGUUGUGGCAACAUAUGUAUAAAGUCCAGUUACAAAAAAACAUGAGAUUGACCUCCGGUCUGGCAAAUGAACUUUUUGCUAAAGCACUUCUCAAAAUUGGUAUUGGACAAAUGACAGACAAUAACUCUAAUGUAGACAUAAAUGAAAGCCUGUGUGUACCUGUGAAAAGCCUUGAAGGGGAAUGACUUUGGAUUGGUUUAAGGAGAGGGCUAUUUUAACACCAACAAAUGAUGAAUGUAAUGUAAUAAAUAACAUGGUUCAAUAUAAAUUUGACGCUCCUAAUAAGACUUACUAUUCGGUAGAUACAGUUCUCGAUCAAGAGCAAGUAGUUCAUUUUCCGACCGAAUUUCUUAAUUCAUUAAAUCCUUCUGGCGCACCUCCACACAAACUUAAUCUUAAACUAGGCUCACCAGUUAUUUUGUUAAGAAACCUAAAUCCCCCAAAACUUUGUAACGGCACCCGCUUGAUCAUAGUAUCUUUUAAAAAUUAUUUAAUAGAGUGUAAGAUUAUAACUGGAUGUGGAACUGGGGAAAUAGUAUUAAUACCCAGAAUACCUAUUAUUCCGACAGACUUGCCUUUUCAAUUCAGACGGCUCCAAUUUCCUUUAAAACUGUGUUUCGCUAUGACAAUCAACAAAUCUCAAGGCCAAACGUUUGAAGUCGCUGGAGUGGACUUAAGUGUCAACUGUUUCUCUCAUGGUCAGCUUUACGUUGCUUUGUCGCGAGUUACUAAUAAAAAUAAUCUUUUUAUUUUUGCUCCUAAAAAAAAAAGUGCUUAAUAUUGUUUACUAAGAAAUA